Molecule: messenger RNA, 2132 nt
Organism: Aethalodelphis obliquidens (Pacific white-sided dolphin)
Lineage: Eukaryota; Metazoa; Chordata; Mammalia; Artiodactyla; Delphinidae
Gene: TRIM15
Product: tripartite motif containing 15
Exons: 7
Coding region: 1-1386 (461 amino acids)
Molecular function (GO): protein binding; zinc ion binding
Source: RefSeq, a predicted model, not a curated record
AUGCCCUCCACCCCCUCCCACAAAGGGGCCGCCUGUUCUGAGUGCAAAGGGCCCCUGGAGGAUGCAGUGACCGCCACCUGUGGACACACCUUCUGCUGGCACUGUCUCCCCCCACCCUCCCAGAUGGGUGCCCAGCCCUCCGGCAGGGUCCUGCUCUGUCCCCUCUGCAAGGAGAAGAAGCAGACCGAGACCCUCUUGGUCCCCGUGCCCCUGGGCCCUCUGGGGGAGACUUACUGCGAGGAGCAUGGUGAGAAGAUCUACUUCUUCUGCGAGAACGAUGCCGAAUUCCUCUGUGUGUUCUGCCGGGAGGGUCCCUCCCACCAGGGCCACGUUGUGGGCCUCCUGGACGACGCCAUCCAGCCCUACCGGGACCGUCUCAGGAGUCGGCUGGAAGCCCUGAGAAUGGAGAGAGAUGACAUUGAAGACAUGAAGAGUCAGGAAGACCGGAAGCUCCAAGUGCUCCUGACUCAGAUUGAAAGCAAGAAGCAGCAGGUGGAAGUGGCUUUUGAGAGGUUGCAGCAGGAGCUGGGGGAAUAUCAGCAUCUCCUGCUGGCCAGGCUGACGGAGCUGGAGCAGCAGAUCUGGAAGGAAAGGGACGAGUAUAUCUCGAAGCUCUCUGAGGAAGUCGCCCGGCUUGGAGCCCAGGUCAAAGAGCUGGAGGAGAAGUGUCAGCAACCAGCAAGUGAGCUUCUACAAGAUGUCAGAGUCAACCAGAGCAGGUAUGAGAUGAAGACUUUUGUGAGUCCAGAGGCCAUUUCUCCUGACCUUGUCGAAAAGAUCCGCGAUCUCCACAGGAAAAUACUCACCCUCCCAGAGAUGAUGAGGGCGUUCUCAGAAAACUUGGUGCAUCAUCUGGAAACAGAUACAGGGGUUGUCACUCUGGACCCUCAGACCGCCAGCCAGAGCCUGGUCCUCUCCGAGGACGGGAAGUCUGUGAAGUACACCCGGCGGAAGCAGAACCUGCCCGACAGCCGCCUGCCCUUCGAGGGUCUCCCGGUGGUGCUGGGCUCCCCCAGCUUCUCGUCGGGGCGCCACCGCUGGCAGGUGGAGGUGCAGCUGGGGGACGGCGGCGGCUGCACGGUGGGGGUGGUCGGGGAGGAGGGGAUGGGGAAAGGGAAGCAGGGUCUGAGCGCCGAGGAGGGCGUCUGGGCGGUGAUCCUCUCCCACCAGCAGUGCUGGGCCAGCACCUCGCCGGGCACCGACCUGCCGCUGAGCGAAAUCCCGCGCCUCGUGGGCGUCUCCCUGGACUACGAGGCGGGGCACUUGGCCCUGCUCAACGCCGAGACCCAGGAGCCCAUCUUCACCUUCACCGCCUCCUUCUCCGGCAAAGUCUAUCCUUUCUUCGCUGUCUGGAAAAAAGGUUCUUGCCUUACUUUGAAAGGCUGAGGCUUAGCCUCCGAAGUGCGGUGCAGCGCCCGGGGAUCCAGCUCCAACCCCUGGGCGAGUCGUCGUGCCCAAGACUGCGGGAGGACACAGGAUCUCCGUCCCUGUGGCUUUGUAAUUCUUUCACUUUAUUUAUCUUAUGUCCUUCAACUCCCUGACGUUCCUGGUCCCCUCUGCUGACGCUCCCGCCUUCUGUGCACCUCCGAGUGGAGAACCAGAGGCAGGCGAGGCUGUGCCCAGGACACCAGCAAAGCUGGGGAGCCAGUAGGUUUUUAAGAGGAAAAAAAUCUAAAAACUGUUUAAAGCUUCAGAAUAACCGUCAUGGGAAAAAGCAGAAUUUUGUGGCGUUUGCACUAAUUUUUUCAGUUGCCUGUUUUUAUUGGGGCUUACACAUGGAGGUACUUCCACCUUUACAGACCUUAGGGCCUCUUCAUCCAGCCCUGGGUGCACCCAGGUCACCUUCCUGUCCGCUCGUUUCUCUUUCUCACAGAGAAUGUCCUAAUUAAGUGCGCCACCCACCCAGACGCCUGCGUUUCAUGUGUCUAAUCAGUGCUGAUGGGGCUGAAGGAAAGGUUUAAAGCCAGUGGAAUCUCUGUGACCUAGACACAUCCUGCCGGUUCUUUUACUCAGGACUUGCCUGAGGGCAGUCUAGCCAGAUCCCAUUCUUCAAUAAAAGGAGGCUUGUGUUCAGUUCUUAACUAACCUCUUAAAUAUUUAUUAUUGUUACUGUUGUUACUAUUAUUGGACAC